Molecule: messenger RNA, 1305 nt
Organism: Cylindrotheca closterium
Lineage: Eukaryota; Bacillariophyta; Bacillariophyceae; Bacillariales; Bacillariaceae
Source: the annotation of a GenBank genome assembly
AUGCAUCAUCCUCCUCUCUCAGAAUCAUUAAACGUGGUACCUUCAAUGAAUGUAGAAAUCGAAAUUCCUUCAUCCGUAACGAGCAUUGGAAUGUGGGCCUUUGAGGACUGCCAGUCAUUGGCAAAAGUUCAUUUUCAUCAUCAUAAUCAUCAUGAGGAUGGUGCUGGUGCUGAUGCUGGUUCAUCAUCAUCAUCAUUGGCUACCAUGGGAGAUAUGGCCUUUGCUGGUUGCAAAUCUUUGACUCAUAUCAGCAUUCCCUCUAGUGUGGAGAUCAUUCGAACUGCGGCAUUUUGUCUCUGCAUGAAUAUUCACGAAAUAGGAAACUUGAGGGUGAUUGGACAGAAUGCUUUUGAUGGAUGUGUCAAAUUGAAGACGAUCAGCAUCCCUUCCACUAUUGAGCGCCUUGCAAGAAAGACAUUCCAGAACUGCGAAUCUUUGUUGGAAAUCAAGUUCCAAAAUGGUCUCAAAUAUGUGGAAGACAGUGCCUUUCACUCAUGCAAGAAUUUGCAAUCGGUUGCGUUACCAAAGUCGGUAGAAGUGAUUGGUACUCUGGCGUUUGGACAAUGUUCCAAGUUGGUGUCCGUCGAAUGGGUGGGAGCGUGUAGUAGAGGUACGGAGAUACAGGAUGACGCCUUUGCGGAAUGCAAGUCUUUAAUAAAUAUUUGCCUUUCCGACGAUGUCCAUUCCGGCGGGGUGAGUGCCGGCAGCUUUCGAGGCUGUACAGCGCUGGAGAAUCAAUACGGCGACACGAAUACUAUUUCGCUUGCCCUGACGCAUCGUUUCGAGGACUUUCCGGUACACAACAAAUGUUACCAUGCCUCUGUGACAACAGCAGAUGAGCUGGCCCGGGAGAUUGAAUCGUUAAUGCAAUCGUCGUCGCAGGGCAAUGAUAUCUGCGAUCGUUUGGUAGAUCCUUUCGGUAUGACACCCUUUCACAUUCUACUAUCGGCUGCAAACUGCAAAAUCGAUCUUUUGCAAGUUCUACUAGAUGCAUAUCCAGCACAUGUUCUUGGAUGGAAAGACGUGAACGAAAAGAACGCCGUUGAAUACUUCUGUCAACGAAGUUACCAUCUGUCUGAAGAUUCACAACUCAUCCUACAAGCGACCCUUCAAAGAUGGUUAGUGGAUUCAAUAUCGAGUUGGAAUGCUGGGUUGGAAGCGUGGACACUGGACAUGGCGAAUAGGAUGAAUGCAAUAGUUGCUGAAAGUGAAUUGACUGAAAGACAAUCUUUGCUUCAGGAAGCAUCAAUCGUUCUAUCGCGGUACGAGCGCAUGGAAGCUACAACGUUGUUAGAGUUGUCAUGA